AAUGUCAGAAACAUGCACCUAUUUAAGAGUUGCGUUUUAACUUAUUUAGUUUACAAGCUUCGUGUACGUUUUAGUACAAACAGUACAAUUCCCGUAUUUAUAUAUAGAUAGUGGCGUGUGAGGUGUUUUCACUUACGUGGCGAAAAUGUGUGGAAUCUUUGCAUAUCUAAACUACCUCACUCCAAAGAGCCGUAAAGAAAUUUUAGACUUGCUUGUAAAUGGACUCAAAAGACUCGAAUAUCGAGGUUAUGAUUCCGCAGGGGUUGCAAUUGAUUGUUCGGAUAAGAGAGGCAUGGCACUUAUUAAAAAAACUGGAAAAGUAAAACUUUUGGAGGAUGAAAUUAAUCAAAGAAGUAGCGAGUUGGGGAUGGAAACUGUAACCGAUAAUCAUUGUGGAAUAGCUCAUACACGUUGGGCCACUCAUGGUGUACCAAGUGAAGUUAACUCACAUCCUCAAAGGUCGGAGGAAAGUCAUGCGUUUGUGGUUGUUCACAAUGGUAUCAUCACAAACUAUAAAGAAGUAAAAACAUUCCUACAAAAAAAAGGUUAUGGUUUUGAAAGUGAGACUGAUACAGAAGUGAUAGCGAAGUUAAUACAUCAUUUUUACGUACAACAUCCAUCUUACUCCUUCCGGGAGCUUGUAGAGCAAGUCGUUCAACAAUUGGAAGGAGCGUUCGCUCUGUGUUUCAAAUCGAAACACUUUCCAGGUGAAUGUGUGGCAACGCGAAGAGGUUCUCCAUUGUUGGUCGGUAUUAAAACAAAAUCUCAGCUAGCAACUGAUCAUAUUCCCAUUUUGUAUGGGAAAGGGUAUACAUUGUGGUGGGGCUUUUUUGGAGAAGAUGAUUCGGCUAGAACUCUGAAAGAGCCUGACAACGCACACAAAGAGCAUAGACCUCACGGACGUGGUGACAUUCCGAUAUUAUCACGUGCAGAUUCUACCUCGGAGUUUCAACCUCUGGAAGAUAAAUCGGUCGAAUAUUUCUUUGCAUCAGAUGCAUCCGCUGUAAUUGAGCAUACCAAUCGAGUCAUUUAUUUUGAGGAUGAUGAUGUAGCCGCCGUUAAAGAGGGUGCUUUAAGUAUUCAUCGAUUAAGACGUUCAAUGGAUGAUCCACAUGCCAGGGAAAUAACAAUUGUUAAGAUGGAGCUACAACAAAUUAUGAAAGGAAAUUAUGACUAUUUUAUGCAAAAAGAAAUUUUUGAACAGCCGGAAUCUGUCAUAAAUACGAUGAGAGGGCGUGUAAAUUUUGCAAACCAAACUGUUGUCUUAGGUGGCAUUAAGGAAUAUAUUCCUGAGAUUAAAAGGUGCCGAAGACUAAUGCUUAUAGGCUGUGGCACUAGUUAUCAUAGUGCAAUUGCCACUAGACAGUUGCUGGAAGAAUUAACAGAAUUGCCAGUUAUGGUCGAGCUUGCUAGCGAUUUCUUAGAUCGAACCACACCUGUAUUCAGAGAUGAUGUGUGCUUCUUUAUCUCGCAGUCGGGUGAAACGGCUGACACUUUAAUGGCACUACGUUACUGCAAACAACGAGGUGCUUUAAUUGUUGGUAUAACAAACACUGUAGGUAGUUCCAUUUGUCGGGAAUCUCAUUGCGGUGUACACAUUAAUGCCGGUCCUGAAAUUGGGGUAGCGUCGACGAAGGCAUAUACGAGUCAGUUUAUUUCACUAGUGAUGUUCGCGCUUGUGAUGAGUGAAGACAGACUGUCCUUGCGUCAAAGACGUUUAGAGAUCAUUGAAGGUUUGCAGAAUCUUGACGAACAAAUUCGAGAAGUGUUGCAAUUAGAUCAGGAAGUACGUGAACUUGCAAAAGAUUUAUAUCAGCAAAAAUCUUUAUUGAUCAUGGGAAGAGGAUUUAAUUAUGCAACGUGUUUAGAGGGAGCUUUGAAAGUAAAAGAAUUAACUUACAUGCACAGUGAAGGAAUUAUGGCAGGGGAAUUGAAACAUGGCCCUUUAGCUCUUGUUGAUCAUACCAUGCCCGUUUUAAUGAUCAUUAUGAGGGAUCCGGUGUACACAAAAUGCAUGAAUGCUUUACAACAGGUUACUGCAAGAGAAGGUCGCCCUAUUCUAGUUUGUGAAAAGGGCGAUUCAGAAACUAUUAACUUCGCCUCUAAAUCUUUGGAAAUUCCACGCACUGUAGAUUGUUUGCAGGGCAUAUUGACAGUAAUUCCAAUGCAACUUCUUAGCUUUCAUAUUGCGGUACUUCGUGGAUGUAACGUAGAUUGUCCACGAAAUUUAGCUAAGAGUGUGACUGUAGAAUAAUUUUGUUGGUAUGUAUUUACUUCUUACUAUUAAUAGGGAAAAACAAUACAAAGUUUUCUUCUGAGUAUAAUCACCAUAAAAUUUGAUUCAGUUGUGAGCGGAAAAAUACGUUGCACGUAAUAAUACGUUUUAGUAGCACAGAAAAUUCUUCAACCAAAAUAUUAGGUCCCCAGCGAAAAGGUUAAAACGCACAUCACAAUGAAUAUAAACUGUAUAUGCUUUGGUAAAUUAAAGUUCUCUAAAUCAUUUCUUUUAUGUUCAUUUUGAAUUGAGAUUUGCUCUCUUAUGUCCGAUUAUCUUGAGGAUAGUUUGUGCUAUAUUGAGAGAAUAUUUAAGAGGUUACUUAAAUGCAAAUGUGGUGUGCACAAGUUUAUUUCUACAUAAUAUUUAAAACAACUUAAACCCAGUGCUAAACUUAAAACCAAUAUUGUGCAACCGAGUCCCAAUUGAAUUACAUUUUGAAAACUGCUCAUUUGUAA
Photinus pyralis (common eastern firefly) is the source of this 2733-nucleotide messenger RNA. Its product is annotated as glutamine--fructose-6-phosphate aminotransferase [isomerizing] 2-like. Bases 146 to 2254 code for a protein of 702 amino acids. The record is from RefSeq and is a predicted model, not a curated record. NCBI's taxonomy places the organism in Eukaryota, Metazoa, Arthropoda, Insecta, Coleoptera, Lampyridae. Gene Ontology annotation, molecular function: carbohydrate derivative binding; L-glutamine:D-fructose-6-phosphate transaminase (isomerizing) activity. Gene Ontology annotation, biological process: protein N-linked glycosylation; carbohydrate derivative biosynthetic process; UDP-N-acetylglucosamine metabolic process. The transcript is spliced from 15 exons.